Messenger RNA from Gossypium raimondii (Peruvian cotton), 910 nucleotides. Its product is annotated as bifunctional L-3-cyanoalanine synthase/cysteine synthase D2-like. The record is from RefSeq and is a predicted model, not a curated record. The coding region runs from base 304 to 582 and encodes 92 amino acids. Gene Ontology annotation, cellular component: cytoplasm. Gene Ontology annotation, molecular function: cysteine synthase activity. NCBI's taxonomy places the organism in Eukaryota, Viridiplantae, Streptophyta, Magnoliopsida, Malvales, Malvaceae. The transcript is spliced from 3 exons.
AACAUGUUCAUCUUCGUUUAUUUUUGUCUUCUCGUUUAUUGUUGGAAUAUCCAAAGGCAUCCCCACCAACUAUUGAUUUGUUCUUUGAUUCUUGUACAUUCUUGGGUGUUUUCUAUUUCCUUUUUCUCAUUACAUGUUUGACUGAUUCUUCUGUUUCCACGGCUUGGGGAACAAGUAUUUCUUGCCUAUUCCUCUGUUAUCUAAGCUGGUUGAUGCCCUUUAUAAACAGUUCAGAAGCUUGCGUUUUGCAAUAAGAAAACCUUGUUUUCCUUUGUUGAAGUGCGGAAAUUCUGAGAAUCCUCCAUGGAGGACAAAUAUGCAAUCAAGAAAGAUGUUACUGAAUUAAUAGGUAACACGCCUAUGGUAUAUCUGAACAAUAUCGUCGAUGGUUGCGGAGCUCGAAUUGCUGCCAAGCUUGAGCUGAUGGAACCUUGCUCCAGUGUUAAAGACAGGAUUGCAUACAGUAUGAUUAAAGAUGCAGAAGAUAAGGGCUUGAUUACGCCCGGGAAGGUAUGGUGCCGUAUUCGAAGAUGCUUUGCUCAGUUUAGCUUCCCAGUUAAUGCAUAUGAAGUGGUUGUUUGAUAACCUAACCAGGAUGAAAUAUAGACCCAAGAACAGUUAAAACUUCAGAUUGUUUUGGAAGACUAUCGUAAUAUCUUCUGCAGUUUUCAAUUGACUUUUGAUCAAAUGAGGGCUAUUUUCAACAUGGAAUGGUCCAGACACGGAACAUUUAAGCUAACAAAUUUCCCGUUUCUUCUGCAUAUAUUGAAAUAAUAUCGGCUAUAGAGUGUUCUCAUCGACACUACCAGUGGUAAUACCGGCAUUGCAAUGGCUUUCACUGGGGCAGCCAGCCAGGGGUUAUAAAGUUAUUGUCACAAUGCCAGCUUAUAUGUUUUAUGUUUCAUUUAUA